Molecule: messenger RNA, 4757 nt
Organism: Phalacrocorax carbo (great cormorant)
Lineage: Eukaryota; Metazoa; Chordata; Aves; Suliformes; Phalacrocoracidae
Source: RefSeq, a predicted model, not a curated record
CGGCUCUGCCUCCCGCCAGCUUCCCCCGCCUCCCCCGAGGGGCGGCCGCGCUACAUAAACACGGUCCCGCCGCCGCUGCCGGGGCUCUCCGCUCGCAGCCCGACGGGAGGCGCCUGGCCGGCAGCGGGCGGCGGGGAGAGACGCGGCAGCGGGGAGCGGCUCCGCGGACAGACGGGGCGGGAGGCUCCGGCGGGCAGCGGCGGAGGGCUACGCGCUCCCCCGCGGGCGGCGGCGGCGGCCCCGCCGGAGCCCAGGCGGCCGGGGGAGGAGGAGGAGGAGGAAGGGCAGCGGCUCCCCGCCGGCGGCGGGCUCCCUCCGGUAUGGCCCUGGCGGACAGCGCCCGCGGGCUGCCCAACGGCGGCGGCGUCUCGCCGGCGGCGGGGAGCGGGGCAGCGGGGAGCGGGGCGGCGGCGGCGGCGGGAGGAGGCUGGUCGUCCUUCCCGGAGAUCGUGGAGCUGAACGUGGGCGGGCAGGUGUACGUGACGCGGCGCUGCACUGUGGUCUCGGUGCGGGACUCGCUGCUCUGGCGCAUGUUCUCGCAGCAGCAGCCCAGCGAGCUGCCCCGGGACAGCAAGGGCCGCUUCUUCCUCGACCGCGACGGCUUCCUCUUCCGCUACAUCCUGGACUAUCUGCGGGACCUGCAGCUGGUGCUGCCCGAGCACUUCCCCGAGCGCAGCCGCCUCCAGCGGGAGGCCGAGUACUUCCAGCUGCCCGACCUGGCUCGCCGCCUGGCGCAGACUCGGGCCGCCCCCCGCCCCGCCGCCCUGCACCGCGACGGCUCGGUCUGCGCCGACGAGCCGCCGCCGCCGCCGCUCCUCGGCUACCUGGAGGCCGAGCCGCUGGAAGGAGGCGGCGGCGGCGGUGCGGCGGCCUCCGCCCCGUCGCCCACCGCCAGCCGCAGCCCCUCGGGCGGGCCGCUCCUCACGCCCUCUCAAUCGCUGGACGGGGCGGGCGGGAGACGCUCGGGCUACAUCACCAUCGGCUACAGGGGCUCCUACACCAUCGGGCGGGAGGCGCAGGCCGAUGCCAAGUUCCGACGGGUGGCCCGUAUCACUGUCUGCGGCAAGACGGCGCUGGCCAAGGAGGUCUUCGGGGAGACGCUGAACGAGAGCCGUGACCCCGACCGCCCUCCUGAGCGCUACACCGCCCGUUACUACCUCAAGUUCAACUUCCUUGAGCAAGCCUUUGACCGGCUCUCCGAGGCUGGCUUCCGCAUGGCUGCCUGCUCCUCCACCGGCACCUGCGCCUUUGCUCCCGAGCAGGGCGGCCCUGCCGAUGACAAGAUCUGGACCAGCUACACUGAGUAUGUCUUCUGCCGGGACUGAGUGUCUGCCCAGCCCAUGGCGUGGGGAUAAGACAGCGGCCCCUGCAAACCCCCUUGCACCCAUGGUCUCCUCCUGGCCCGGAGGAAGGAGGACAUGGAGGGGGGCUGUAUCCCCCUGUGCUCUCCUCAUCCUGGUGCCUGCCUCCACGCACAACGUCAGCCCCCAGCGCAGCCCCCACCCCUUCUGCACUCACCUCCUGAUAGCCUUGGGGACAGGAGGUCACCGUGUCGUGCCUCGGUCACCAUGUCCCUACUUAGCCACUGUAUCCCGGCUUGCACCAUCAUCCUCCCUCCCAUGCCUCCCAGUAGCUGUGUCGGUAGUGAGGAAGGAGAGAGGUAGUGGGGGUAGACAAAUACCCAGUCCCAGGAAAGCGUGUGCGUGUGCCCCUCUGAGGGAUAGCUCUGUCAGGGUGGAGUGUUUUAAAAACCACCUGUUUUGGGGCUGAGGAACUUUUCAGUUGCUUUUGAGCAACUUCUGUUGAAGAUGCCAUCACAAAUGGCUGUCUUUUCUCAUCCCCAUACCCUUAAGCGGGAUUUGAUCUUGUUGGGCGGACCUAUAAUGGUCUGUUUUAUCCCCCCACCCCAUCAAAGUGAUGCCUGCUUGUGAAGGACACAGAAGUGAUGCCUGACUGUGAGGGGCUGGCACUCUGGCUCAUACUUCAUCUGUAGAGAUGAGUAAUUUUGCAGGAGGCAUGUGUGUGGCCCUUCAUGACCGGUUGCAUCCACCUCCCCUUUCUGCACCCUCUCUCUCUGAACUCCCCUUUCCAAGCUGUUAAACUGGAUCAGGGCCUGCACAGCUGGUGUGCAAGGCUGAUGUUAAAGGACAGGUUCACUGGAUAACCAACCAUUUGAACUAUAAAGUGUCCUCAGAGACAUGUUUAUUCCAUCAAGAGGUAAAACAAUGACGCUUUGAAAAAUUGAAGUGCUUGUGAAUUGUAACUUUCAUGGGUGAAGUCCUUAAAAUUCUCUUGAAGUUACUGUCUAUAAUAUGCAUAGAGAUCUCAAUGCAUAUUUACUUAAACACCCUUGAAAUGAUGGGGUUGAGAUGAAGCCAGGCUUGCCAGAGUGAAGGUAGGGCCUGCUUUCUGGGAAGCUGAAAUCAUGCACGUUGAAUUAAAGCAGAUGUACAUUAUGAAUGUAAAAUCAAGAGCACCCUGCUUGUUAUUUUAAGUUUUGUCAUGUUAGUGCCGUAAAACUUUGAAGCCAACGGAAGUGAUGCCAAAACCACUUUUUAAAGAACCAGUUUCUUGCUUUCCAUGGCAGUACUACCAGGGCAAUGACACUCCUGAGAGUUAAGUAUCUUUUUCCUAGACAAACUUAGCACUUCUUAGAAAGGAUUAAGCCCAGUCCUAACACAAACAAGGAUGAUGCCAACUUUUGCAAGGGGAAAUUGCCCCUUCUAAGCUGUAUUUGGUUCGUGCUAUCUAACAGUUUCUUUCUCGGAGAAGGCAGCCAUAGCUUGCUUUGGAACAGACGGUCUGAACAGCAGGUUGUACAAUAGGAAAGAUUGAGCAGCACUUUCUAAUAAAUUUGUGAAGAUUGGGGUACAAAAGCACUUUCCUUUAACACCUGAACUUGAUUAAAAAACCUGUAUUGUCCAUUCAGAACUUCACAGAAAAAUAUCCUAAAUGUAUCUGAAGCGUUGAAGAAUUUAGUGGUACAUAUUAAAGGCUUGAAGUGACAUUUUUAAAACUGUUAAAUAAUAAAUUGUUCUAACUCCAAAUUUAGAAAUACUGCUAGCACUUGUGUUCUAACCAAAGAAUUUCACAGUAGGGUUUUAUUUUAAAACCUUAGUUCCUUUGAAAAGAGCUAUAGCUACAUAUGUAUUGAGUUUCAGUGCUUAGUCUCUGUGUUCACCACUUAGUCUUCCAUUAAAUGCAUGCACAACCACAUAAAACUGAAAAGAAUUUGCUUCACCAUGGUUCUUUUUUCUUAUGUUAGCAAGAUUGUUUAUCGAUGUGAUUAAAUUGAAGAUGUGCAUAUGAAAGCGCUGGGUAUUGUCCAGCUGUAGAUAAUUGUAUACUGGAUUAUUUUUAAAAGGAGAGAAAUGUAUAUCUGCCAAAUUAGAUGAGCAAUAAGAUAGAAUGAGAGGCCAAUACACCUGAAGACAGAAUGAAACCUGUUUGUCCUAUGCCUUACUCUGAGAUGAUUUCUUUGUGCUUAUUUAUACCACAAGUGAAAGGACAUUGGUCACAGCUACUAGGUCUUCACAGUGCCGUUCUCGAGAAUAAUGACCGUCUUUUUCUACUUUCUGUUAAGUAAUUCUGAAGUAUGUUUUUUAAGAUUUUGUAUCAAAUCAGUUUUCAGUAAAGUGUUCAAAUUUGCUCUAGAUAGCUUUCUUUUUUUAAGAAUCUGGUAGCUUACUAAAUCCAUCAUAGGAGCCAUGAAUAGAGGCAGUUUUAAAUUGAACUUGUGAUUUAGUGUACAUAUAUAGAGAGUAUAUAAACAUUUUACACAAAUCAUUUAGUUUUUUAAUCAUUUUAGUGGUACGGAAUUUCAUAAUAUAUCUAGCUGAGCAUUUACAUAUUACGCUAUGUACAUAAUAUGGUAAUGUUUUACUGGUUUCCUAUACCUGUUUCUAUGGAAAAAAUGAAUAUGAAUAUCAGCUUGUAGAACUGAAAUCGAUUACAUAUUUGCUUGAAUGUGAAUCAUAACUAAACUUCCAGGUGGCUGAAUGCAUCCCUAAAACAAAGAUUGUCUGUAUUUUGAUCAAUGAUUGCCUAUCCGUUUGCUGGCAGAUGACCCAGAAAUUCUAAUAUUUUAAGUAAAAAUGGUGUAAUAAAAACAUAAACUGAUGAUUUUUUUAAUCUUUGUGUUUGUGCUAAAAACUCUGAGCGUUAUUAAUAUUAGGAAAUGGGGCCCUUCAUUUACUGAUAACUCAUUACAUUUAGGCUUAAAAUGAUGAUGCUAUAAAUGUAAUAGUCAUUUGAUUGUUUGCCACAGAAGAUUUUUUUUUAAACAUUACUCAGUAAUUUUAGUAAAAAUUUUAAAAGGUAAAAUGCCCGAGGCAAAGUCACUGUGUUUUGCUGGGCUCUUCUAUUGAGAGCUCAAAGAAUGGAUCAACACGAUGACUCUGCUAACCUGUUGAUGUGCAGAAGGACAAAAAUCUAAAGGCACGAUACUGGAGUUCUGUAUACAUUUUGUAGCUGUUGUUCACAGUUCAGGUACUUACGGAUGAAGGCAGUAGCAUUUACAAGUGCUAUUAAAACAACAAGGACAGUCUUUUUUAAUUAGAAGUUAAGGCAUAGGUCUUUUCAGCGAUGCGUAUCGUGAGGGGUGGCUUUGCAGAUGUUUGAUAGGAUGUUUAUAUUUUUAUACAUGUAGAUAAUGAGCCAUUUAUUCAUUCUUAUUUUCACAUGUAUAGCAUUGAAAAUAAAGAUCCUCCUAGGAAAACAUUGCAUACCAGAUUAAAUUCUUUUUCUUUAAAUAUUAA